Gongylonema pulchrum is the source of this 261-nucleotide messenger RNA. The record is from the annotation of a GenBank genome assembly. NCBI's taxonomy places the organism in Eukaryota, Metazoa, Nematoda, Chromadorea, Rhabditida, Gongylonematidae.
AUCAGAAUACUGGAAGAACUGUGUGUUCCAGGAUCAUCAGCAGGAAAUCGUCGAGAAGUCGGGCUGCUACUGCUUUUCGGAACAUAUAUAAUGCUCGAUUCUCUAGUGCUUAUUGGACUUGCAGUCGUCGGCUAUAUUGGUUAUCGUAAACUGAAGGAACAGCGCCGCAGUCAUGGCGAAUAUCGACCACAGUUCGAGGAAUACCAGCAUGCCAAAAAUUUACCCUAUUUGCAGCCUCCAUCUAUAGAAGGGUUGAUUUAA